Molecule: messenger RNA, 1086 nt
Organism: Acanthosepion pharaonis
Lineage: Eukaryota; Metazoa; Mollusca; Cephalopoda; Sepiida; Sepiidae
Source: the annotation of a GenBank genome assembly
AUGGUCAUUUCCAUUUCCCUUGUCCAUUUUGGCCAGGCACUCAGCUACCUAUCUACCCAAUUAAGCCUGGCACAGAUGACUGAAAAUAGCUAUAUUUUAGUGCAGAUUUGUAAUAGACCAGUAAAAAUGGGUUUGUUGUGCCGUUAUUACAGUCAAAAGUAUCCGGAAGUGGAGGAUGUUGUUAUGGUUAAUGUUCGUUCCAUUGCUGAAAUGGGAGCCUAUGUGCAUUUGCUAGAGUACAAUGAUAUUGAAGGCAUGAUUCUACUUAGUGAAUUAUCCAGGCGACGUAUUCGAUCUAUCAAUAAACUCAUCAGAGUUGGUCGCAAUGAGUGUGUUGUUGUCAUUCGGGUUGACAAAGAUAAAGGUUACAUUGAUUUGUCUAAAAGGAGAGUUUCUCCUGAAGAAGUUGCUAAAUGUGAAGAGAAGUAUGCUAAAGCCAAAACAGUGAAUAGCAUCCUCAGACAUGUUGGAGAGUUGCUUGGCUACAAACAUGAUGACCAAUUAACCGAACUCUACACAAAAACUGCUUGGUAUUUUGAUGAGAAAUUCAAGAAACCUGGUGCUUCUUAUGAUGCUUUUAAGCUUGCUGUCACAAACCCAGGUAUCUUGGAUGAAUGUGAUAUUGAUGAGCAGACAAAGACUGUUUUACUGGAUAACAUUCACCGACGACUGACACCCCAAGCUGUGAAAAUUAGAGCAGAUAUCGAGGUAGCUUGUUACAAAUAUGAAGGAGUUGAUGCUGUAAAAGCUGCCCUUAACAAAGGCCUGGAGCUUUCCACAGAAGAUAUGCCAAUUAAAAUUAACCUUAUUGCUCCUCCUCUGUAUGUGAUGACUACUCAAACGCUAGAAAGGUCAGAGGGUGUAGCAGCACUUGAAAAGGCUACUAAGAUAGUGAAGAAUGCCAUUGAAGAAAUGGGUGGAAUGUUCAACGUUCAAAUGCCACCCAAAGUGGUUUCUGACACUGAUGAACAGGAACUGGCCCGGCAGCUGGAACGUCUGGAGGAACAGAACAGAGAUGUUGCUGGUGAUGAAGAUUCUGAUGACUAUGGUAGUGUGAGUGGAGAUGAUGAGAUUCCCAAGAAAUGA